AUGGCGAACCAAUGUAUAGAAGACAUUUUAGGAGCUCACGGCGUUCCCUACGACAUCGAUCAAGAUGUGACAGCUUUGGUGUUAGAAUUAUCUGAAAUUGCGGCGACUCUUUUAGAUGGCGGUCGUACUGCACAUUCUGCGCUUAAGUUGCCACUGAAUUUAAACACAAAUGAUACUCCAACAUGCAAUAUUUCCCAAUCCAGUGCAAUGGGAAAAUUGUUGAUGCAAUGCAUUGUUUGGGAUGAGUGCACAACGGCACAUAAGAAAUCACUUGAAGCACUUAACUUCACACUGAAGGAUCUUCGGCGAAAUAACAACAUCUUUGGCGGCUUGAUGAUAUUGUCGGCAGGCGAUUUCAGGCAGACGUUGCCAGUAAUUCCCUGUGGAACGCCUGCAGAUGAAUUGAAUGCUUGCCUGAAGGCAUCACCUUUAUGGAAUAACGUAAAAACAUUAUCGCUAACCACUAAUAUGAGAGUUCAACUUCAAAAUGAUCAAAGUGCUGCACCAUUUUCCAAACAAUUGUUAGCUGUUGGAAAUGGAAAAGUCCCAGUGGUCCAGACAUCUGGAUUAAUUACUCUUACCAACGACUUUUGCCGAUUUGUAGACUCUCAAUUAGCUCUUAUUGAAAAUGUUUUCCCAAACAUUAGUGAGAAUUAUCAGAAUUAUGCUUGGUUAAGUCAACGAGCAAUUCUUGCCGCGAAGAAUAAUGAUGUACACGCCCCGAAUUUCACCAUUCAAUAA
Messenger RNA from Diorhabda sublineata, 741 nucleotides. Its product is annotated as ATP-dependent DNA helicase pif1-like. The transcript is spliced from 2 exons. Gene Ontology annotation, molecular function: DNA helicase activity. NCBI's taxonomy places the organism in Eukaryota, Metazoa, Arthropoda, Insecta, Coleoptera, Chrysomelidae. Gene Ontology annotation, biological process: DNA repair; telomere maintenance. The coding region runs from base 1 to 741 and encodes 246 amino acids. The record is from RefSeq and is a predicted model, not a curated record.